Messenger RNA from Ilex paraguariensis (yerba mate), 756 nucleotides. Lineage: Eukaryota; Viridiplantae; Streptophyta; Magnoliopsida; Aquifoliales; Aquifoliaceae. The record is from the annotation of a GenBank genome assembly.
AUGAACACUUCUGUUCAACCUCUGCAACCCUUAUCAAUGUUCUUCGACUUUUUUCUUCCUCUCUUGCUUUUCACCAUUUUGAUAGCCUGGUUACGACGGAAACCUCCAUACCCACCGGGCCCAAAAGGCUUGCCCAUGAUGGACCAGUUGACCCACCGCGGGCUAGCCCGGCUAGCCAAGAAGUAUGGUGGACUGUGUUACCUUCAAAUGGGAGCCUUACACAUGGUGGCCGUGUCGUCUCCGGACAUAGCCCGUGAAAUCCUUCAGGCCCAAGACAAUGUGUUCUCGAAUCGGCCCGCAACUGUUGCCAUAACCUACCUGACGUAUGAUCGAGCCGACAUGGCCUUUGCCCACUACGGCCCAUUUUGGCGUCCAAUGCGUAAAAUAUCCGUCGUGAAAAUGUUCAGCCGGAAACGAGCCGAGUCGUGGGCUUCAGUACGUGACGAAAUUGACUCGCUGGUUCGAACCAUUGCCACCAAAGUUGGAUCGCCGGUGAAUAUUGAAUUCAACAAGAGGCUUACAAAUGCUCGUAAAUCAAUUGAUGGGUUCAUCGACAAGGUUAUCGAUAAAUACACGACAAAAAAGAAUAAUAAUAACUCUGUAGAUAAUUGUAUUGAAGUUGAUAUAGAUAUGGUGGACGAGUUAUUGACUUUUUACGGGGAACGUACCUUGAAAAGCGACACAAAGGAGACUACCAUUAAAAUUACGAGAGACAUCAUCACAGCUCUCAUCAUGGCGAAAUUUGAUUGUGGUUGA